AUGUUGCAUCGUCUCUGUGCUACCGCCAGAAGGGCAGUUUCCAGUGGCGCUUUCAAAUGCAGGAAUUUGUCUAGCAUAUCGUAUUUGAGCAAAGACUACUCUCUGCACCAAACCAGAAUUGUGCCAAAACUAACGACAUUUUACUCGGCGAAUCCUCAUCACGAAGAUCGCGUUGAUAGACUAGAGACCUUAUUACGCAAAUACAUUAAACUCCCAACGAUACAGGUGACUCCCAGCGAAAGGCCGUCGUGGUUGUCCUUCAGCGAAUAUGCUUUGAUCGGUGGUGGUACGCGACUCAAACCCAUCCAAUACCAACAACUGGUCACUCUGCUUAACAGGCUACAUGCUAUAGAACCAGAGCUCACGAACGAAGAAAUUACUACCGAACUAUCCCAGUAUUUCAAGAAAACCAAGUUACAGGCCUCUCAACUUUCCGUGAAAACGCUGGAUGAGUUUGGAAGAAGCAUCGCAGUGGGACGCAGAAAGACCUCGACAGCGAAAGUUUACCUUGUCAGAGGCUCGGGCGAUAUCUUGAUCAACGGCCGCCAAUUCAACGAUUACUUUGCCAAGAUGAAAGAUCGCGAAUCUGUGGCUUAUCCUCUGAAAGUGGUUGACAGUCUGGGAAAGUACAAUGUAUUCGUGGCCACCUCUGGAGGUGGUAUCACGGGCCAAGCGGAAGCGACUAUGCAUGCAAUUGCCAAGGCGCUCCUAGUCUUCAAUCCUCUUCUGAAACCAAGACUUCAUAAGGCCGGUAUGUUGACAAGAGACUACAGGCACGUCGAAAGAAAGAAGCCAGGUAAGAAGAAGGCCAGAAAAAUGCCUACUUGGGUGAAGAGAUGA
Lachancea dasiensis is the source of this 840-nucleotide messenger RNA. NCBI's taxonomy places the organism in Eukaryota, Fungi, Ascomycota, Saccharomycetes, Saccharomycetales, Saccharomycetaceae. The record is from the annotation of a GenBank genome assembly.